AAGGUGCUGCAUCACUUCAGGGGGCUCCAGAGCACAUCUUACUUCCCAGAGAUCCGUCCCUCCGGCUGCCUCCUCUUUUUUUUUUUUGCAGCCAUGAACGGCACGGAGGGACCCGACUUUUACGUCCCCAUGUCGAACAAGACGGGGUUGGUGCGCAGCCCGUACGAGCACGCGCAGUACUACCUGGCCGAGCCCUGGAAGUACUCCCUCCUGGCCGCGUACAUGCUGUUCCUCAUCGCCUCCGCCUUCCCCGUCAACUUCCUCACCCUCUACGUCACGGUCAAGCACAAGAAGCUGAGGAACCCGCUGAACUUCGUCCUGCUCAACCUGGCGGUGGCCGACCUCCUCAUGGUCGUCGGGGGCUUCACGGUCACCCUCUACACGGCCCUGCACGGGUACUUCAUCUUGGGGGUCGUCGGCUGCAACGUCGAGGGGUUCUUCGCCACCAUGGGAGGAGAGAUCGGUCUCUGGUCUCUGGUGGUUUUGGCCGUGGAGCGCUACGUCGUGGUCUGCAAGCCGAUGAGCAGCUUCCGCUUCGGGGAGAAACACGCCAUGGCGGGGCUGGUGUUCACGUGGGUCAUGGCCCUGACGUGCGCCGUCCCCCCUCUGCUCGGAUGGUCCCGGUACAUCCCGGAGGGCAUGCAGUGUUCCUGCGGGAUCGACUACUACACUCCCAAGCCCGAGAUCGGCAACACCUCGUUCGUCAUCUAUAUGUUCGUCCUCCACUUCUCAAUCCCCCUCUUCAUCAUUUUCUUCUGCUACGGUCGCCUCCUCUGCACUGUGCGAGCGGCGGCGGCCCUGCAGCAGGAGUCUGAAAGCACCCAGAGGGCGGAGAGAGAGGUGACGCGCAUGGUGAUCGUCAUGGUGAUCUCCUUCCUGGUGUGCUGGGUGCCCUACGCCACCGUGGCCUGGUACAUCUUCGCCAAUCAAGGAGCCGAGUUCGGACCGGUGUUCAUGACGGCGCCGGCCUUCUUCGCCAAGAGUUCUGCUCUGUACAACCCGGUCAUCUACAUCCUGCUGAACCGACAGUUCAGAAACUGCAUGGCCACCACGGUUUGCUGUGGAAGGAAUCCCUUCGCCGAGGAGGAGGGCGGCGCCACCGCUUCCACCUCCAAAACUCAGACUUCGGCGGUCUCCAUCAGCCAGGUGGCCCCCGCUUGACCCCGCUCUCCUUCCCCAUCUGUCACUCGCCCACCUCGCCUACAUAUACAUAUACAUAUACACACACACUCAAGAGCCGGCCCGUGUGUUGUUUUUUUUUUCUUUCUCCAAUGCAUUAAAAUCAUGGAAAGUGUUCAGCUGGAGCGUAACCCCCGGUAACGAGGGGAGGGGGGCGUCGUCCACGCUCCCCAAAUACACACACACACACACACACACACACGAUGUCAUCACAUCCACUCCUGUUUGAGUAAUCGCUGCUAUACGCGUCCCCAAAAAUGCGCUUUAAACAAUCAUUUUCUGUGAUCACUUAGUCCUGAAUCUCUUUAGAGA
Molecule: messenger RNA, 1491 nt
Organism: Cyclopterus lumpus (lumpfish)
Lineage: Eukaryota; Metazoa; Chordata; Actinopteri; Perciformes; Cyclopteridae
Product: rhodopsin-like
Exons: 5
Coding region: 94-1161 (355 amino acids)
Biological process (GO): phototransduction; G protein-coupled receptor signaling pathway; visual perception
Cellular component (GO): membrane; photoreceptor outer segment
Molecular function (GO): G protein-coupled receptor activity
Source: RefSeq, a predicted model, not a curated record